AUGACAGCAUUAGUUUUGAGUUUAUUAUUAUUGUGGGGAUCUUGUGUUGAUGUUAAUUUAUCUGAGUAAUGUGUAUGCGCAGAUCUAAAGAAUAAGAAUGAGUGUCAAGGUAAAUGCUCAUGGGAUAAUAAUGUUUGUGAAGAGAAGAAACCUGAAAGUGCAGCAUCUACUUUUCCAGUUAGUUAGUUAUGUUUGAAUAUAAAAAAGCCAGAUACAGAUUGCGCUAUAACAAUAGGAUGUGCAUAUUAUGAAGAUAAAGAAAAAAAGAUGAUAUGUGAGUAGUUUAGUGGAUGUUAGGCUUACACAAAAACUACAAAUGAUGAGUGUUAGAAGAUAUCAACAGAAUGUACAAGUGAUGGAUAAAUAUGUAUUGAUCCAUUGAAAUGUGAAGAGUAUUAGAAUUAGACUUUGUGUUUGUAGAACAAAAGUAAUUCUGGGACAGGGAAAUGUAAAUGGUCUGAAUAGGAUAAAAAAUGUUAAGAUUAACUGUGUACUGAUGCAUUAGAUAUACUUAAAACAGAUGCUUAAUGCAAUAGAUUCUUACCAGGUUGUAAAACAACAGGUAAAGGAUGUGUAUUAGAACUCUAAACUUGUUCUACUUAUCCAAAAGAUGAUUGUCUAGGUAGAAUAGGUUCUGAUGGUUAUUGUUAAGAAAAGGAUGGUACAUGUUAAAGAAUACCAUGUAGUGAUGCACCUUUAUUUUAACAUGAUAAACAAUGUUAAACAUUUUAAUUGAAUUGUAUAACUAAAGGUAGAGGUUGUACAGAGUCUCCAUUAUAAUUAUGUUCUACAUAUUAAGAAGAGGGAGCUAAUUGUUUGGUUAUGAUAGGUUCAGAGGGUCUUUGUGAAGGAACUCCUGAUCAAAAAGUUUGUAGAGAAAGAUAAUGUUAGAGUUUAAAAGGAACUACAAUUGAAUAAUGUGAUACAUAUAAAAAAGGAUGUUUAACAACAGGAGUAGAAUGUACUGAUAAAUUGGAGUUAUGUUCUACUUAUUCUGAUAAUUGUGAUAUUAGAAUAGGAUCAGAUGGAUUUUGUAAAACUGGAACUUCCACUACUUGUUAAGUAAAAUUAUGUACUGAUGCUGAUGUCAAAUUAAAAACUGAUGAAGAAUGUGCUUCAUUUUAAAAAGGAUGUCUUACAACAGGUUAAGGAUGUAUUAAUAUCAGAAAACCAUGUAAUCAAUAAAAAGGAACCAUAAGCACCUGUGCUUUGAUUGUUGGAUCUGAUGGCAGAUGUAAAGGAACUCAUGAUGUCAACGAAGCCAAUUGUCUUACUGCUUCUUGUUCUGAUGCUCCUAAAGAAUAUAAGACUCAUGAAUAAUGUAAAAUCUUUCAUCCCAGUUGUCUAUCUAAUGGAGCUGGAUGUGAACUUAAAAAUACUUGUUUAUCUACAUCUAGUGAAUAGGCUUGCAAAGGAAUCUCUAAUUGUUUGUGGAAUUCUAUUUGUGUUACUGCCAAAUGUACCUAAUACUCUACCAUCAGUAUCUGUAAUUAAAACAAAGAAGAUGGUUUACCAUGUUUUUGGACUGGAACAUCUUGUAGAUUACUUGAAUGUACCGAUGCUCCUAACACAUACACUACCGAUAAAGAUUGUGAUUUAUUCUUAACUGGUUGUCUUACAACUCUAGCUGGAUGUCUUCAUAAAACAAGUCCCUGUUCAUCCUAUUCUGGAAAGGCAGAUGAAUGUUAGAGUUUUAUAGGAAAUAGUAAAAGAUGUUGGGGCACUAGCAAUACUAACAAAGAACCUUGUUCUGAAAGGUUAUGCAAUUUAGAUACUACUAGUACUACUGAUGAAGAUUGUGAUAAAUUUCAAUUUAAAUGUAAAACUAAAGGAACUGGAUGUAUUAGCCAUACAGAACCUUGUUCAGCAUAUUCUGGAGAUGCUACCACUUGUGCCAAAUACACAGGCUCAGAUGGAAAAUGCUAUAACGAUAUUGGCAAUACAGCAGCAUGUAGAUAACUCUUCUGCAUUGAUAAUACUACUGCUACAACUGAUGAUGAAUGUUCUAAAUUUUUAAUUAAUUGUCUUUAUGGGGGAGCUGGAUGCAUAAAUAAAAUUGAACCAUGCACUAGUUAUUCAGGAUCCUCUACUGAAGCUUGUUCUUAAUUUAAGUCUAAUGGUAAAUAAUGUUGGUGGGAAGCUGGCUCUGCUUGUGUUGAAAAAUAAUGUGCUCAUAACACUACUGCAACAACUGAUAAAGAAUGUUAAGACUUUCUUUAAGACUGUGUGUCAAAUGGUGCAGGAUGUUAACAUUUCUCACUUGAAUGUAAUUUAUAUAAUGGCUCUCAAACUACCUGCAUGACAUUUAAUGGAAAUAAAAAACCUUGUACUCUUAGAAGUUCUUGUUCACAAAAAGCUUGCGAUGAAGUUACAAACCCUACUUCUAAUGCUGAUUGUGUUAGAUAUAUGAAAACUUGUAGAUUUGAUGGUACAAAAUGUAUAAUAGCAUAACCCACUUGUGCUUCUUAUACUGGAGAUAGCACACUAUGUUAAUCUCUCUCUGAUUCAAAUAAUUUAGGAUGUUGGCUUACAACUGGAUCUAAUGGUUCAUGUGUUAAUAGAUAAUGUUCAGAUUUAGGGUCAGCCACUAGUUAAGCAGAUUGUGAUAAUUUUUUAAUAGGAUGUGUAUUUGAUGGAACAUAAUGUUAAUAAAAAUAAAAUAAUUGUGGAGAUUACACUAAUUUUACAUAAGAUGCAUGCAAAUAAGUGAAAACAAUUGGUGGAAAUAAAUGUUGGAAGAAUGAUAAUUCAUAGGGUAAUUGUGAACCAAUAUCCUGUGAUAAUAAUAUUGAUUAACCUUCAGAAGAGGUUUGUGCUUCAUACUUAAGUACAUGUGUGUUUACAGGGACAAAAUGUACUACAAUUUAGAAUUCAUGUACUCUAUAUACUGAUUUCACAAUGGAUGCUUGUAAAGCUGCUAAGAAAGUAGGUGGAGAUAAAUGUUGGGCAGAAGCAGAUGGUAGUUGUAUAGAAAGACAGUGUAGUGAAGUUGUGGCACCCAUAGAUACAGACCUAAAAAAUGAUAAUUGUGUUGAAUAUUUAAAGACUUGUAGAUUAGGGGCGGGUAAUUAAUGUAUAGAAUCAAGAGCUAAUUGUCCAGAUUAUGGACCCUUAUUUCCUGCUGCUGUAUGUAAAUAAAUAACAACAACAAAUGGAGAUUAAUGUUGGAGAGAUGAUUCAGCAGAUGGUUUAUGUGAGCCGGCUAAAAGUUCAUGUAAUUAAUAUUUGAAUGCAACUUAAGAAUUAUGUAAAUAAAUUAAAGAUAAUACUGGUAAAUUCUGUUGGAAACCAGCACCUGGAAAUGGAGCUUGUGAAGAUAGAAAUUGCUCAAAUUCAAUACUAAAUAUUAGUUAAUCUAACUGUUUAUUACAUCUUUAAUCAUAUACUUCUACAACAUAAUGCACUUAUUCAGGAGUAGGAUAAACUUGCAUAUUAUUACAAGAUGAUUGUUAGAAAUACACUGGUUUUACUUAGCAAGCAUGCAGAAGUGUAUUAACUACUGAUAAUAAAAAAUGUUGGAAAACAGCUGCAGGAAUAGGAAUUUGUGAAAAUCGAACUUGCGAUUAAAAUGUCAUUAAUCCAUCAUUUCAAAAUUGUUAAGCUCAUUUAGACAUUUGCACAUUUAAUGGUUAGACAUGUUAAAAAAAAGAGGAUUACUGUGCUAGUUAUACAAAUAUGUCUCAAGAACAAUGUUAAGUAAUUAUAUCUAAUGUAGAUGGAAAAUGCUGGUCAUAAACAACUGGAAUAGGUUCUUGUAUAAAAAGAACAUGUGAUCAUAAUACAACAUCUAUUUCUGAUUUAGUAUGUGAUGAUUUUCUUAGCGGAUGUGUAACAAAUUCAAAAGGAUGUGUUUUAUCAACAAAUGCAUGCUCAACUUUUAGUGGUACAACAAGUUUGUGUAAUUCUUUUAAUGGGUGUAAAAGAGAUGAAAGUACUGUUGGUAUUUGUGGAGUGAGAAAUUGUUUAGAUGAUUAAGAUUCAUUAACUGAUGAAAAUUGUCAGAAAUUUUUAGAUGGAUGUGUUACUAAAGGUUAAGGAUGCAUUUCAAAGACUGAACCAUGUACAUCAUAUUUGGGAAACAGAGAUACUUGUAAGAAAUACACAGGAAAUGGAAGACGCUGUUGGAAUACUUUAGAUGCUACAGAAAGAACUCCAUGUGUUGAUAGAUUGUGUACGGAUAAUGAUUACAGUACAACAGAUUUAGAUUGUGAAGCCUUUUAAUUUGGAUGUGUAACUAGAGGAACUGGAUGCAUAGAUAAAUCAUUACCUUGUUCCAAAUAUUUAGGUACCUAAUAAACUUGUGCUAAUUUUAAAGGAUUAAAUGGUGUUAAGAAAUGCUGGAAUGUCAUUACUGCUGUUUCAACAUCAAUUUGCAUUGAUAGAUUAUGCACUCAUAAUGCUAAAUUAACAACAGAUAAAGAUUGCGAUUAAUUCUUAACAGGUUGUGUUACCAAAGGUACUGGUUGUGUUAAUAGAUAAUUAUGUAAAAACUUUUUAGGAACAGUCAAAACUUGUCCAAAUUUCUCUGCUAUUGAUAAACCUUGUAAAGGAGUAAGCAAUGUUGUUGCUUCUUGUGAAUCAGUUAAUUGUUAUGAAGCUCCUAAUACUGCUGAUUCUGAUGUAGUUUGUGAUAAAUUUAAAUCUGCUUGCUAAACUACUGGAUUUGGAUGUGUUGCUAAUGUUACUUGUGAAGAUAUUUAAACUAAAGCAAUUUGUUAAGCUAAUCCCAACUGUGCACAUACAUCAAAUUGUAGAGAACUACAAAAUGAUUGCUCUAUAUUCAGAAACUAGAGUCAGUGUGUUAAUACACCAGUUUAGGGAACUUCUACAAAAAAAUGUUCUUGGAAUUAUGAAGCAGGUAAAGGUGUAUGUGGAAAUUGGAAAUGUACAGAUGCUUCUAAAACAAUAACAACUCAUGAUGGUUGUAAAGCACUACAUUCGAGUUGUACUACUUAAGGAAAUGGUUGUAUUGAAAUAAGUGCUUGCGCUAAUUAUAACACUUCAAUUAUUUGUUAAGCAGCUAAAACAACAGAUAAAGGAGACACUUGCAUUUGGGAUAAAACUGUAUGUAGAGCCAAAAAAUGUUCAGAUGCAUCUAAAGCUUUUAAAACAGAUGAAAAAUGUAAAGCAUAUUUAUCUAAUUGUUUAACCACAGGGUAAGGUUGUGAAUCACCACCCUUCACUUGUGAUAAAAUUGUCACAUAAGCUAGAUGCACUGUUGAUACCUUAUUAAAACCUUGUAUUUGGUAGAAUGAUGGAAAAUAAUAAUGUAUUUCAUAUAAAUAAUGUUCUGAUUAUUCUAGAACAACUUUUGAAGAAUGUCAAAAAUUUGGAGAAAAAUGUAUAAGUGAUGGUACAACAUGUUUAUCUAUUACACUAUGUGAAAGAUAUAAAAAUGAAAUUAGUUGUAUUUAUGGAACUGAUGGAGUUUGUGGAUGGUUACCUCAAAAUGGAUCAGAUCCUUCAAAAUGUGUUCUAUUUAAAGAAUGCAAACAAGCUACAAGUUCAGAUAAUGCUACUUGUGGUUUAUUUUCAAAUUCAUGUACUAUAUAUAAACAUUCAACAUGUUCUAAAUUACCUAUUUGUAUUAGUGAUGGUAAAUAAUGUUUCCCAAAAGGAAAAUGUGAAAGUUAUUUAACUGAGUUAGCUUGCGCAAAUAUGGGUGAUGAUGGUAAAUGCUUUUGGGAAGUAAAAGAUUCCAAAACAAAGUGUAGAUUAAGAGAAUGUACUGAUGCUACUGUUUAGAAUGCUAAUAAUAUUGUAACACAUUAAAGUUGUAAUGCAUUUUAAGCUAUUAAGUAAUGUACUACUAAUAGCACUGGAUGUAUAGAUAUGAAUAAAUGUGAUAAAUAUGAUAAAAACAGUUGUUUCAAUGGAACAGAUGGUGAAUGCAUUUUCGAUAAAGAAAAAUGUAGAAUAAAAAUUUGUUCAGAUUACAAAGAAAUAACAUCUGCAGCAUGUAAUCUUAAAUUAAAAGGAUGUAUUUCUGAUGGUACUGUCUGUCUAAGUUAAUCAAAUUGUGCAUCAUAUAAAACUAAAGUGGCUUGUCAUUCUAAUGGAACUGAUGGAAUAUGUGUAUGGAAUGAAGUCAAAAAUUAAGAUAAUACACUAACAUCUACUUGUAAACUUAUGAAAAAAUGUGAAGAUGCACAUCAAGAUAAAAUAGCUUGUGAAUUCAAAAAAUAAACUUGUUAAUAUAUCACAGAUACAAAUAGUAAAAUCAAUUCAUGUAUUUCUCAUACUUGUUUAUCUUUGGCUGUUGGAACAAAUUGUCUUCCUAUAUAUUCUGUUGAUUCAAAAACAGCUACAAUUUGUGUUCCUAAUAAAAUUAAAUCAGAUAAUAAUUCAACAACAGGUACUAAUUCAACAACAGGUACCAAUUCUACAACAACUACAAAUUCUACUUAGAAUAUUAAUUUACCAUGUAUAAUAGGGGAUCCUACUUAAUUAGAAUUGACUUAUUGUUAUACUUAUAGUGCAUAUACUUAUACAUUUGAUUAAUAGAAUUCUAAAUGUACUAGAUGUAGUAAAACAGCUACAACGAAUUCAUCAUCAAAUACUACUCAACCUAGUUCAAAUACGACUGAAGAUGAUAGUAGUGUAAUCAUAUCCAUUGUAAGUAUUUUUAUUAGUUUUAUUGCAUUGUGA
Paramecium sonneborni is the source of this 6648-nucleotide messenger RNA. The record is from the annotation of a GenBank genome assembly. NCBI's taxonomy places the organism in Eukaryota, Ciliophora, Oligohymenophorea, Peniculida, Parameciidae.